AUGACCGCAACCACUACAACUACCAAUCCUCCCCCUGAAAAGCAAGACAUACAGGCAGGGCUCAACUACUGGGGAGGGAGCAACGACCCGAUCACCAUCGAUUUCACCACACCUGAGGGAAAUCAGAAACUCUCAGAGACAGAAAAGCAACAAGCGAAGCAUCCCGUCCUCAUCCACGACAUCCGCGGAUCCGAGGACCAGUACACGCUUGAAAAGCACGGAUUCCAGUACUUCCACGACGAAGUCCCGGAGCUCGACGACUGGACCGACGAGCAAAAGGUCACCGACACCCUUAUCCCCAAGGCGGAGGAGCUUGUCCGUAAAAUAACCGGCGCCAAAGAAACAAUCACCUUUGUGCACCGCAUCCGCUGCUUCGCUUCCGACGCAGCAAAACUAGCCGACAACCGCGCCCCAGCGCACGACGUGCACACGGACUUUACCGUCGCAGGUGCGCUUGGGCAUCUCGAAAGGGAGGUCUCCGACCCAGAGCGCCUGAAGCAGCUGUUAAAGGGUCGAGUCAUGGCCAUCAACGUCUGGCGGCCGCUGAAGACUGUGCAUCGGGAUCCCCUCGCUGUCUGUGACUGGCAGUCUACCAGUCCGCAGGAUAUCGUGCCCUAUCGACUGGUCUUUCCGCAGGGCUGGAACGAGCUGAGCAAGGUGCAAUACAACAACAAUCACCGGUGGUACUAUCUCAGCAACCAGCGGCGUGAUGAGCCGUUGGUGUUCAAGCAGUUUGAUAGCAGCAGGUGGGAGGAGGGAGGGUGUACCCUGGCGCAUAGCGCUUUUGAGCUCCCUUCCGUGACGGAUAAUGAGCCUCGCCAGAGCAUUGAGAUUAAGAUGUUUGCGUUUUUGUAG
This is a messenger RNA of Aspergillus viridinutans, 855 nucleotides long. RefSeq lists its product as uncharacterized. The transcript has 2 exons. The coding region runs from base 1 to 855 and encodes 284 amino acids. The record is from RefSeq and is a predicted model, not a curated record. Gene Ontology annotation, molecular function: oxidoreductase activity. NCBI's taxonomy places the organism in Eukaryota, Fungi, Ascomycota, Eurotiomycetes, Eurotiales, Aspergillaceae.